AUGUUCAUGCUCAUUCGAGAGCCGUCUGCCGGAGGAGGCGGUGCUGUAGCGAUGAGCACGCCACAGGAGAGGAGUGCAAAACAGGUGCAAGCCUCCAUCAAGAAGAAGCUGGAGAAGCAGAAGAAGCGAACCAGUGAAGGUGGAGGGGGUGCUGGAGACAGUCAGACAGCUACACCUCAGCCCGCUCGCCAACAGAAAUCCGCUCAGACCCUGCAGGCGUCAGCUGCGGCCUCUGAGGACAGUCAUUCGCUGGAGGAGACGCUGGAGGAGAUGAUGGAGGGGCCACAAAGGAGAGAGAGGGAGAAAGAAGAAGUGGAGCCUGUCGACCUGCUUCCCAUAGUGGACUCUGUGUUUGGACAGGACAGAGAGCUCAGACCAGAGGAGAUUGAAGAACUCCGUGAGGCGUUUGUGGAGUUUGACAGGAACAAAAAAGGCUACAUCAGUCAUAAAGACCUGGGGGAGUGCAUGAGGACCAUGGGAUACAUGCCAACAGAAAUGGAGCUCAUCGAACUGAGCCAGCAGAUCUGUGGAGGUAAAGUGGACUUUGAGGACUUCGUGGAGCUGAUGGGACCCAAGAUGCUGGCAGAGACAGCAGACAUGAUCGGAGUCAAAGAACUACGAGAUGCAUUCAAAGAGUUUGACUCUAACGGUGACGGUCAGAUCAGUUUAACUGAGCUGCGUGAGGCCAUGAAGAAGCUGAUGGGGGAACAAGUGACCAACAGAGAGAUCAACGAGAUCCUCCGAGAUGUCGACCUCAACGGAGACGGCCUGGUGGACUUUGAGGAGUUUGUGCGAAUGAUGUCUCGCUGACUGGUCCAGCUGCCCACAUGUCCGAUGGACGCACAGACAUUAUGCAACUGCUGGAUUAGUUAACACACUACAUUGUAGUGAACAUUAUUCUUCUGCUCUUAAGAGCCCUUAACCAAAAUUGUAUUUUUAUAUUAAAUAAAAACAAGCUUUGUAUAGACAAAUAGCAUCCAGCCUGCAUAUGACAUCCACAUGUGAACUGAGCUGCAACACAAAGAUAAAGUAUUUUAACAGCUGUAAAACAUAUCAGAAGCUUAUAGACAACAUUUAUGACUGUUUUUAGAUGUAUUUUUAUAUAAUCAACGUUUGUCCUAUGAGUGUAAAAUCUUGUUUGUAA
This is a messenger RNA of Morone saxatilis (striped sea-bass), 1144 nucleotides long. Its product is annotated as calcium-binding protein 2-like. Bases 1 to 810 code for a protein of 269 amino acids. Gene Ontology annotation, molecular function: calcium ion binding. Lineage: Eukaryota; Metazoa; Chordata; Actinopteri; Moronidae. The transcript is spliced from 7 exons. The record is from RefSeq and is a predicted model, not a curated record.